UUUCGUAACUAUAAACGACAUUGGUCGCAAGAGAUUCUAAAGUUCAAACAUAUCUACGGCCCUGUGUUUACCCUAUGGAUUGGUUGCGUGCCGUUUGUGUUUAUAUGCGACCUCGAUAUGGCUCGGGAAGCGUUUGGUAGAACUGGUGUAGAGACAACGCAGGACACAAUGCAAUGGAUAUUGCUAUACAUAGCCCAUUACCCCUAUUAUCAGCAAAAGUUACGCAACGAGAUUAGCCGUGAGAUCGGCGAUCGGGUGCCGGUGGUUGAGGACAAGUCACGGCUCAACUAUACGCUCGCGUUUAUGACCGAAAUAUUACGGCACAGAAAUGCAGUACCGAUCGGGAAUUUUCACCGAACUGUUGUCGACACACAAUUAGGCAAUUAUCAGUUUCCUAAACAUACCCUGGUGUUUGCGCAUCAAGGCUGCAUUAUGACCGAUUCAAAGCACUGGACAAAUCCGGACAAAUUUGAGCCAGAACGGUUUCUUGACGAGCAUGGUCAAUUUGUGGAGACAAAACAGGGCGCUUAUAUACCGUUCGGUUUGGGUCGGCGCGUAUGUCCGGGCGACACAUUAGGCUAUAAUGAGCUAUUUUUGUGCUUGGUCAAUAUAUUGCAAAUGACCAGUAAUUAUCGCAUUGAAUUGCAUAGCGAUGAGGGGCUCGAGUCCGAUAUAGUAUCGUAUUUUGUAUGCUAUCCCCGACCGUAUGAACUUAUUUUAAAU
Molecule: messenger RNA, 723 nt
Organism: Medioppia subpectinata
Lineage: Eukaryota; Metazoa; Arthropoda; Arachnida; Sarcoptiformes; Oppiidae
Source: the annotation of a GenBank genome assembly